Saprolegnia parasitica CBS 223.65 is the source of this 705-nucleotide messenger RNA. RefSeq lists its product as hypothetical. The record is from RefSeq and is a predicted model, not a curated record. The transcript has a single exon. The coding region runs from base 1 to 705 and encodes 234 amino acids. Lineage: Eukaryota; Oomycota; Saprolegniomycetes; Saprolegniales; Saprolegniaceae.
AUGGACUACAAACUCCACAUUGCGACCGUGCCGUCGGCCCCGGUCUCGAUCCUCGACGCCCGCUUCGUCACGACGACCAAGGCGACGUGGAGCUACGCGCCCAAUGCGCCCAACCAGUCGCUCGUGUACGCCAAGAAGCAGCUCUGCGACGCCAGCGGUGCUGUUGUGGCCACCCUCUCGCGCAAGGCCUUUUACUGCGCCUACGACACGUACGCCGUGGCGAGCCCGUACUUGCAGGUCCCCGGUACCAUCACGACCUCGGUCAAUUACUGCCCCGGUCGCACGGCGUACACUUGGGUCAUUGACAACCGCGGGUCGGAGCUCGAGCUGUCGGCCUCUGGGUUCUCACUGCGUCCUGUGAUCACGCUCUCGACGCCGACCCAAGAGGCCCGUGUCGUCGCCACUGUCGGUGCCAACAACACGGUGACGAUCGAGGCUGGUGUUGACGCGGCCGCCGUCAUUGUCCUCUGCCGCGUCUGGUCGUUCAAUUUGAACAUGGGCUGGCUGCUUCUGGGUACCGAGAUGGUUCCCUUCACGCUCUCGACGAUCGCUUUUUGCAUGACGCUCCACGAAAACUCCUCGAUGUACAAUUUCAACAACGGCGCCUCGACCAGAGCCGCACUGUGGGCCGCUGCGAGCAUUGCGUGGUUUGUCUGGGCUUUCUUCACGCUCUUCGUUAUGAAGCGCUUUGACGAUUGGCUCUAA